Molecule: messenger RNA, 935 nt
Organism: Parathielavia appendiculata
Lineage: Eukaryota; Fungi; Ascomycota; Sordariomycetes; Sordariales; Chaetomiaceae
Exons: 1
Coding region: 44-559 (171 amino acids)
Source: RefSeq, a predicted model, not a curated record
CCCAAAGUGAACCAACCGCAUAAGACUGUCCCUCUGUGCCGCCAUGGACUGGCAUCACAAGUGGUUCUGCCAAGCAGAAGGCUACGUCGUCCCUGACUUGGGCGACGGCGUCUUCACGGCCAGCUUUGGAGAGCACGGUCUCGUCAAUGUCACCCGAAUCUCCGACAUCGACCAUGAUGCCGUCCCUGGCGUUUCCGCCCGCGACGGCCUCGCCCCUCGUGCUCUCCCCAUCUCGCGAUUUGGCUGCUAUCGGGCGUCGCAGAACCACAAUGACUGGGAGAUUGUCCGGGCCAACUUCAAGAACAUGUGCAAUCAAGGCGUGAGGAUCCCUGGAAACGGCAUCCGGUACGCUGUCAGCGGAGUUCAGAUCGCGUUUGGAUGCAGCUGGGGCGGGGAGAACGGGUGCAGCGGCGCUGAAUACGAUGAGUUCCUCAGGUACAUCAAUGGCAACUGUGGUGGAUGGUACGGAGGAUGGGUUGACAUGGACAGCUGGAAGAAGCAGUAUGGUAUGGAACAGAAGGGCGAGGCCAUCUGCGGCCAUUCGAUCAGCUGGCGUUGAGGACGACGACGGGACAGACACCCGGGACUAGUUGCCCGCCUGUCUGGUCUUGAAACGCAACCUAGGAAUGACGCUCUUGGUUGGGUGUACGGGGGAGCGCGUCGUUUCCCAGGGCUUGGAGCAGGUCGGCAGUGAGUGUGUCAUGAUUGGGGUUGUAUGGACGGAUGGGUCAGAACAGGGUGAGCUGGGAAAUGCUGUCGAAACUGUCAAGGUUAUUGGUCAGUGGAUCUGCGCUUUUUUUUCCCUCCCUAGCUUCAGUUGGCUAUAUAUAAGGUAGGUAGCUUCUGGGGUAGAGUAGUCCUUGGCGCCCUUCGGGGGUGCUAUGAUUUAGUCGCCGACUCAACCAUUGAGACAAAUACGCACUCUCUUCUCUUCC